Messenger RNA from Meyerozyma guilliermondii ATCC 6260, 1269 nucleotides. RefSeq names its product Lem3p (gene LEM3). Lineage: Eukaryota; Fungi; Ascomycota; Pichiomycetes; Serinales; Debaryomycetaceae. Bases 1 to 1269 code for a protein of 422 amino acids. The record is from RefSeq and is a predicted model, not a curated record. The transcript has a single exon. Gene Ontology annotation, cellular component: Golgi apparatus; endoplasmic reticulum; plasma membrane.
AUGUCAGAAAUAAGAACCAACGGCGCCUCUACAGCGCGUGAUACAGACUACGCGCAGUCGCUGGACCGUCGAAGUAACGUUGAUGGCAGUGAAUAUGCCUCCGACUCCUCGGAUACGGAUCUUGAAGAUGUGCCGCAAGAGGAAAAGAAAUCUAGACGGCCUCCAGAAAAUGCUUUUACUCAACAAAGGUUGCGUGCGUAUAACCCGGUGCUCACUGCCAAGACGGUGAUUCCACUUUUGAUUGCAAUUGCUGUGAUUUUCGUGCCUUUAGGUGCGGCUAUGUGGUACGCAUCGGACCGAAUUCAAGAUUUUGCCAUAGAUUACAGCAAGUGUGAAAAGCUAGCUAGCUCCAAAUACUGGACCCAGGUGCCGGACGAGUUUCUCGAACUCAAUUUCAAGACGAAAACCAAGAAUAUUAAGCACAUGCCACAAUGGAAACUCGAUACCGACGAGUCGCAACAAUUUGAAGAUGAGAGAAAUGUGUGCCGAAUCCAGUUUGAGGUACCUGAUGAUAUGAAGGGACCUAUUUAUUUCUUCUACCGCUUGCACAACUUUUACCAAAACCAUCGUCGGUACGCAAAGUCGUUUAGUGAGGAGCAAAUCGAAGGCAAGGAAGCUUCUGUGAAUACCAUUAAGAACACGGUGGGUCAGAACUGUGAACCUUUGUCUGUUCGUGAUGGAAAGAAGAUUUACCCUUGUGGCUUGAUUGCUAAUAGUAUGUUUAAUGAUACUUAUGGACACACUUUGCAGGGAGUGAACGGAACUUCCAAUGAUUACAAAUUUACCGCAAAGGGUAUUGCGUGGAAAACCGACUCGAACCGGUUCAAAAAGACAAAGUACGACCACACGGAAAUCGUGCCUCCUCCGAAUUGGUACAAGUGGUACCCCAACGGAUACAAUUCUACAAACGUGCCGGAUAUUUCAAAGUGGGAAGAAUUUCAAAACUGGAUGCACACCGCAGGCCUCCCCACAUUUAACAAAUUGGCCCUUCGUAACGAUCACGAUUCGUUGAACAAGGGAAUAUACGAGGUGACCAUUGGGCUCCAUUUCCCUGUUCUUCCUUAUAAUGGAAAGAAGUAUAUCUAUAUAUCACAGAGAUCGGUUAUUGGAGGUAAGAACGACUUUUUGGGUAUAAGUUGGAUGGCUGGAGGAGGAGUAUGCUUCCUUUUGGGGGUCACUCUUCUUAUUGUGAAUUCCAUAAAGCCCAGAAGAACGGGAGACGUGAGUCUUUUGAGUUGGAAUCAGGAACCAAAGCAAGAAACCAAGUAG